CUCACCCCUGAGCACCCCUGAGCAUGUUCUCAAGUACCGAAACCGUGGCCCUUAGCUCUCAACUGGGAGACUUUCUUUGCAAAUAGAUGGCCGACGGCGUCGCACGCAAAAGAACAGUCAGUACUUACUACUUCAGUGGUCAUGGCGGGGACGUGGUCUUGUCAACUUCAGGUGCCAGUCGUCACUUACGUCCACUGUCAUCACAUCGCGUUAUUCACCACGCCGUCCAAGGUAUGGUCCCACACGGGAACCACACAACCCGGCCCCAGAGCGAUCUAAUUUACGAUCACCGUCAAGUGUAACGAACUUUCUACAGUAAUUGUAAUUUAGCCCCUACACCCAAGGCACGAAAUAUCUUUUUAAAACGUGGGGCGCUCUGAAUGUCAAUUUUCCAUCCUUCUUUCACUUUCACUCCCAGUGCCGCCAUGUCCGAUGUUUUCGAUGCGAAGGCGAAGUUCUUCCCCCACGAAAAGUCGUCCUUCGAGACGACGUCCAGGGAUGACGAGCCCGCCGACCUCAAUAUUCCUGACAAUUACGUCGACCACAUCCUCAAAACAACGAAACAGUUGCCUCCCAUUACAUGGUCCAAUAUCUUGAAUGAGAUUCAGUGGAGGAAUUUCACCGCCAUUUUUGGUCUUCCCAUCAUCGGUUUCAUUGGUGCUUAUUAUACGAGUUUGAGGGUGGAGACAUUCAUCUGGAGUGUAGUUUGCCAUUUUUUAUCUGGUCUGGGUAUGUCUGCUGGCUAUCACCGUCUUUGGGCCCAUCGCGCAUACAACGCCUCACUUCCCCUCCAAUACGUCCUCGCUUGUCUUGGUGCCGGAUCUGUUCAAGGUUCCAUCGGGUGGUGGGCUAGAGCUCACCGCGCUCACCACCGAUACACUGAUACCGACCUUGACCCGUACAGUGCGCACAACGGUUUCUGGUACUCCCACGUUGGAUGGAUGCUUCUACGACCAAGGAGAAAGCCAGGUGUAGCGGACGUUAGCGACCUCAGGCGCAACCCUGUAGUCAAGUGGCAACACAAAUACUACUAUCGGUUGGCCGCGACUUUUGCACUCCUUAUCCCGACGUUGGUUGCCCAUUACGGAUGGGGCGACGCGAAGGGUGGAUUUGUUUACGCUAGUAUUUUGCGGUUGGUGGUUGGGCAUCAUUCUACGUUCUGUGUUAACUCUCUUGCACACUGGUUAGGUGAAACACCAUUCGAUGACAAGCAUACACCCCGCGACCACAUGAUUACCGCCUUUUUGACCUCUGGUGAAGGUUACCACAACUUCCACCACCAGUUCCCCAUGGACUUCCGAAAUGCUAUCAAAUGGUAUCAGUACGACCCCACGAAAUGGACUAUCUGGGUCUUGUCCAAGCUUGGGUCGGCCAGCCAUCUGAAGAGAUUCCCCGACAACGAGAUUCGCAAGGGGCAAUUGACUAUGCAGCUCAAGAAGUUGAAGGAGGUCCAGGACGGCUUGAUUUGGCCGGCUGAUAGCAAUGACCUACUGGUGGUCUCUUGGGAGACUUGUAUGGCUUGUUACAAUCUUUGUCUCUUCUCAGAUGACAUAUUUUCCCUUCCAGUCCAAAACCAAUCUGCGAAGAGACCGUUGAUUCUCAUCGCCGGAUUCAUCCACGACCUUUCGGGCUUCAGUGAGGAACAUCCUGGAGGCGCUCAUUUAAUUCGCAAGUUCAUCGGUAAAGUUAUUUCAACGUUUUCGACCUUCGUAUGUUAAUAUGGUACGUGCUCUUGUAGGGAAAGAUGCAACCACGGCAUUCUUUGGUGGUGUGUAUGACCAUUCAAAUGCUGCGCACAAUCUACUAGCAAUGAAACGCGUCGGUAUCCUCAACAACGGACAUCCACAGGCACUCGACGACAAGGGCGUCCCUCCCGGUUCACGACUAAAGGUCACGAAGUACACAGAGCUUAGCGAACCUGCUUGGAGUGAGGACGAAUAGAUAUGUUCUCUGUUUCUUAUACUUGUCAACAAUGGCUCUCGGGCCGCCUCCUUGUAAUACUGGGGAACACUUUGUGUUGAAUCCAUACCCUUCCGCUUGACAUCAGAAAACAACCAUUGCCGGCUUGUCCGGCUUUUCGCGGCUUUUUCC
Molecule: messenger RNA, 2091 nt
Organism: Marasmius oreades (fairy-ring Marasmius)
Lineage: Eukaryota; Fungi; Basidiomycota; Agaricomycetes; Agaricales; Marasmiaceae
Exons: 6
Coding region: 381-1718 (445 amino acids)
Biological process (GO): unsaturated fatty acid biosynthetic process
Cellular component (GO): endoplasmic reticulum membrane
Molecular function (GO): iron ion binding; stearoyl-CoA 9-desaturase activity
Source: RefSeq, a predicted model, not a curated record